AUGUGUAUAAGAGACAGUGCUAACCGUGUAGACCUUAUUAGAGAAGCUUCUGCGCCAAGUCAAUGGGGGCACGUAAGGACUGCAUGUAAUCCCGCAGAUGUUUGCUCUAGAGGAACGUCGGUGAAGGCGUUUCUGGACAGCGAAAAAUGGAUUAAAGGUCCAAAAUUCCUGUGGCGGGACGAGAGUAAAUGGUAUGAAAAAGACAUAGGACAGUUUACCUUGAAGAAUACUGAUCCAGAACUGAAAUGCGUCCUGGCUACAGAAGUUAAACCCGUUGAUCCCUUAAGCCGAGCAAUAGAGCGUUGCUCGUCAUGGAGCAAGCUAAAAAGGUCCAUUGCCUGGAUCAUGGUGGGAAUGCAAAACUUGCAAAUGCGUGUUGUUGUUCGCAAGAGAAGAUUACCAGAAGGGCAGAAACAGCAUGGAAAUCUAUCAGUUCAAGAUAUGAGGAGGGCGGAGGAAGCAUUGGUAAGGUUCGUUCAGAAAGAGCAUUGGCCAAACGACAUUGCUUCACUUCAUAAGAAAUCAUCAUCGCUGAGGAGGCUUAAUCCGGUCAUAAAGAAUAAAUUAUUGUGUGUCGGUGGUAGACUCCAAAGAGAAAAUAUUUACGUUAUGUCUAAACAUCAAGUUCUAUUACCAAGAAACUCUCAUGUAUCAAGGUUGAUACUUCGAGAUAUUCACGAGACAAAUGGACACCUAGGUAAAAACCAUAUAUUAGCAAAACUGCGACAGCAGUAUUGGAUUGUAGGUGCACCAUCCUUAAUAAAGCAGAUUACCUCAAAGUGUGUGGUUUGUAGAAGGUACCAGCCAAUAGUUGGUCAACAGAAGAUGGCAGAUUUGCCUAUAGAGCGGGUACGUGUGAGGAACCCUCUGUUUCAUGACACUGGAAUGGACUACUUCGGGCCGUUCGAGGUCAAGCGUGGCCGAACUACUGUGAAAAGAUACGGAAUGCUGUUUACGUGCAUGGCUAGUCGUGCUGUUCACUUAGAAGUCGCACACACUCUCGACACUGCUUCAUGUAUUAACACAAUUAAACGGUUUACUGCACGACGAGGGAACGUGAGUAGUAUCAGGUCAGAUAAUGGAACCAACCUUGUAGGAGCCGAACGUGAACUUAGAGAGUCUUUACAUAAAUGCAAUCAGCAGGGAUGCAAAUGA
This is a messenger RNA of Anneissia japonica, 1155 nucleotides long. RefSeq lists its product as uncharacterized. The transcript has a single exon. Lineage: Eukaryota; Metazoa; Echinodermata; Crinoidea; Comatulida; Comatulidae. Bases 1 to 1155 code for a protein of 384 amino acids. Gene Ontology annotation, molecular function: nucleic acid binding. The record is from RefSeq and is a predicted model, not a curated record.